Molecule: messenger RNA, 1107 nt
Organism: Selaginella moellendorffii
Lineage: Eukaryota; Viridiplantae; Streptophyta; Lycopodiopsida; Selaginellales; Selaginellaceae
Exons: 2
Coding region: 83-1036 (317 amino acids)
Source: RefSeq, a predicted model, not a curated record
GUCCGUAUACCAUUGCCGUACCAAGUUCUAAUUUUUAGGGUUCCUGACAUUGCUCUAGAGAAUGUAGCUUUAGAUUCAAGCCAUGGCCAGUCCCAAAGCGCUCGUUCUCUCCUGGUUCGUUGUCUCUGUUCCACUGCUCGUGAUCUUCCUGCUGUUCCCUCACACCGCCACCAUCUUGUGCCCAUCGAUCUCCUUCGCUCCGCAGCAGCAGCAAGCUCUCGAAUCUCGCGAAGAGGACGCUGUGGGUGUGAGUCGCGAGGAUUUGACAUGGGUUUCGUCGCAGAUGGCAAAUGCCCAGCUUGGGGAUCCUCCAAAGUCGGCCGAGGACUGGAUCCGGAUGCGCAAAGGGAUAAAUCCCCGGACGAGAGAGGAGCAACUCUAUGAUCUUCGCCGGUACCACGGGAUAUCUCAUUACGAAGAAAGCGAAGAGAAAAACCACACGAGAUUACCUUGUCCGAGCGAGCUUCUCGUCGAGCAGCACCACAGCAACUAUGGCGAGCCUUGGGCUGGAGGUCGAGACGUCUUUGAGUUCAUCGCAAAGGCCUCGGCUCUCAAGAGACACCACCGGGUGUUGGAAGUUGGCUGUGGAACUCUGCGCGUUGGCCUCCAUUUCAUCAGAUUUCUCGCGGCCGGGAACUACCACUGCAUCGAAAAGGAUCCGCUCUCGCUCAUGGCUGCGUUUUCUUACGAGUUGCCAUCGCAAGGACUGCUUCACAAGAGACCCGUCAUCGUUCGCAGCGACAAUCUGGAAUUCGAGCUGUUAGGAGACAAUGAAUACGAUGUAGUCUAUGCAAGCGCAGCGUUUCUUCACAUGCCUGAUAAACUCGUCUGGACUGGUCUCGAGAAGCUCGUGCCGAGGAUCAAGCCGGGUGGAAGAGUUUUCGUGUCUCACAACAUAAAGUUUUGCAGCAGGCUCGGAGGAGACGAGUGUAACAAAAAGCUGCGAGAGCUGAAGCUGGAGUACGUUGGCAAGCAGACACACGAUAGUCUCUUGUUCAAUCACUAUGAAAUCUGGCACCAGUUCGUCAAGGUGUGAUUCAUUUUUUGUCUGUACCCUGUAUUUAAACCAUGGAUGAGUAAACUGUCGCCAAUUUUUCGUGAGGUUUC